CCGCUGUACGUGCCGGCCGCGCCGGGGCCGCGGGAGCCGCCAGCGGCAGACGGGCCGGAGCGGCGGAGGGUGCGGGACGCGGGGAACGGGCCCCUGUGGAGCAGCUGGAGGAGCUCGACAGGGCCUUACAACCAAAACUCUUUGAACUGUCUCAAGGGAGACUUUCUGCUCACCUCCCUCUGUGCUGGGGCUCACAGGCCCCACCAACUCCUGUUUGCUGACCCAUAGGUGCAAGUGCCUCUGCCUGCCAUGGGGGAGCCCGGCAUGGACCCAACCAUGCCAGCUGCUGACAGCCCUGCACAGCAGGACUCUCUCUUCAGCAUGAUGGACGUGUUCCUCAUCUCCCUCAUCACUGGACUUUUUACCUACUGGUUCUUCUUCCGCAAGAAAAAGGAGGAAGUGCCUGACCUCCCCAAAAUGCAGUCAGUAGCAGCUCCAGUGAGAGACAGCAGCUUCAUUGAGAAGAUGAAGAAGACGGGCCGAAAUAUAGUGGUUUUCUAUGGUUCCCAGACGGGCACAGCAGAGGAGUUUGCCAAUCGCCUCUCCAAAGAUGCCCAUCGCUAUGGCCUCCGGGGCAUGACAGCAGAUCCAGAGGAGUAUGACCUGUCGGACCUGAGUCGCCUCUCUGAGAUUGACAAGUCCUUGGCAGUGUUCUGCAUGGCCACCUAUGGAGAGGGGGAUCCCACAGAUAAUGCCCAGGAUUUCUACGACUGGCUGCAGGAGGCUGAUGCUGACCUCUCGGGUCUCCGGUUUGCAGUGUUUGGGCUGGGGAACAAAACUUAUGAGCACUUCAAUGCCAUGGGGAAGUACGUGGACAAGAGACUGGAGGAGCUUGGAGCCCAGCGCAUCUUUGAGCUGGGGCUGGGAGAUGACGAUGGCAACCUGGAGGAAGAUUUCAUCACCUGGAGAGAGCAGUUCUGGCCAGCAGUGUGUGAGCACUUUGGGGUGGAGGCUACAGGAGAAGAGUCCAGCAUCCGGCAGUACGAGCUGGUGGUGCACACAGAUGUGAACAUGAACAAAGUCUACACGGGGGAGAUGGGCAGACUCAAGAGCUACGAGAACCAGAAGCCCCCAUUUGAUGCCAAGAACCCCUUCCUGGCUCAGGUUACAGAGAACCGCAAGCUGAACGAGGGCGGAGAGCGACACUUGAUGCACCUGGAGCUGGAUAUCUCCAAUUCCAAAAUCAGGUAUGAGUCUGGGGACCACGUGGCCGUGUACCCAGCCAACGACUCCUCCCUGGUGAACCAGAUUGGUGAGCUCCUGGGCACGGACCUGGACACUGUCAUGUCCCUAAACAACUUGGAUGAGGAAUCCAACAAGAAGCAUCCCUUCCCCUGCCCCACAUCGUACCGGACAGCCCUGACCUACUACCUGGACAUCACCAACCCUCCCCGCACCAACGUCCUGUACGAGCUGGCCCAGUACGCCUCGGACACCGGCGAGCAGGAGCGCCUCCGCAAAAUGGCCUCAUCUGCUGCCGAGGGCAAGGCGCUGUACCUCAGCUGGGUGGUGGAGGCCCGCAGGAACAUCCUGGCCAUCCUGCAGGACAUGCCCUCCCUGCGCCCCCCCAUCGACCACCUGUGCGAGCUCCUGCCCCGCCUGCAGGCCCGCUACUACUCCAUCGCCUCCUCCUCCAAGGUCCAUCCCAACUCCAUCCACAUCUGUGCCGUGACGGUGGAGUACGAGACCAAGACGGGCCGCCUGAACAAAGGGGUGGCCACCAGCUGGCUGAGGAGCAAGGUGCCUGAGCAGAACGGGAGCAGCUCCCUGGUGCCCAUGUACGUGCGGAAGUCGCAGUUCCGGCUGCCCUUCAAGCCCAGCACGCCCGUGAUCAUGAUCGGGCCGGGCACCGGCAUCGCCCCCUUCAUCGGCUUCAUCCAGGAGCGCGCCUGGCUGAAGCAGCAGGGCAAAGAGGUGGGUGAGACAGUGCUUUACUAUGGCUGCCGCCGUGAGCACGAGGACUACCUGUACCGGGAGGAGCUGGCCCGCUUCCAGAAGGAGGGAGUCCUCACCCAGCUCAACGUGGCCUUUUCCAGGGACCAGGCUGAGAAGGUUUAUGUCCAGCACUUACUGAAGAAGAACAAAGAAAACGUCUGGAAGCUGAUUAAUGAGGGGAUGGCUCACAUCUAUGUGUGCGGCGAUGCCCGGAACAUGGCCCGGGACGUGCAGAACACCUUCUACGAGAUCGUGUCCGAGUUUGGCAACAUGAGCCAGCCCCAGGCUGUGGACUAUGUAAAGAAACUGAUGACAAAGGGCCGCUACUCCCUGGAUGUGUGGAGCUAAGAGCAGGGCUGGCGGGGCCAGGGAGAGAACAGGUCCCCAGGCGUGGGCCAGGGGAGCUGGCAAGUGCCUGCUCGCCCACUGCUGCUGUGGGUGACGGUGUUGUCCCCAGCCCACAGCUACCCUGGUGUCACUCCCAACCCUUCCUGGGCCUCAGCAGCCCCUCGGGGCAGUCUGUGGAUGCAGGGGGUGGAAAGGGUUGAGAGGGGCAGGGGGGUAGCUCAGGCUGCUGUCCGGGAGCUGCGGUGUCACCGGCACCUCAGGGUGCACCCCGUGGCACCUUUGCCUUGAGGCCAGGGACAUCAGGGACGCAGCCACUGUGGGGCAGGAGGGACAGACACUGCCAGGGAGUCCUUCCUGGACACGAGGUGUUGCCUUAUCCCCGGGGUGCAGGGACAGCAGAGGGGUGGAGGGGCUGUGCUGGGGCUGGGGUUGUGGCUUUGCCUCCCUCCUGCCACCCCUGUUUGCCCAGCUCUGGGAUGUGGGGCUGGCAGCUGGCUCUGGGCACAGAGCUGUCCCACGGCCCCAGCAGCAUACCCUGCUCCAUUCCCGCUGCCCGCCCUCGCUCCAGCACCACGGGAAGCUCCUCUCCCUGGGGGAAUACACCCGGUUUGGGGCCCGGUGUUCCCCUGAGCCCAGCCCCUCCCUCGCACCAUGUACGGUCAUUUUUUAAAUACGGUUUUUAUUUUGAACAUCUUUGUGAUUUAAGCAUGGAAAAAAACAAACAAAAAAAAAAACCCCAACCAACAGAUACCCCAGACUUCCAGGCUGUUCAAUGAUUGUAAAUUAUUUAAAUACAUUUGCCCUUGGAAUAAAAAAACCUGUGUCUGGAGUUUGCUUCCUGCAUUCUCUCUGCUCAGCCAGAGGGAAGAAGGAGGCAGGAGGAGCAAUGGAUGAGAACCAGGAGGAAAUCUGGGCAUGUGGUGGCAGCUCUGGGUUUAGGCUGAGCUGGCAACAGCCCCUACCCUGAGUGCUGGGCUGUGGGAAGGGAGGGAGAUGGCAGUGGGGGGCUCUGGACUGGGGUGCAGCCGUGCCCAACCUGCUCUUUGGUUCUUCCAGAGCUCCCGGUGCUGGUACAGCUGGUACAGGGCGUCUCUUCCCCACCUCCAGGGACACGGAGGUUCUGGUGGCCUCCUUGGGUGGCAACAGCCUGUGCAGACUGGGGUGCUGUGGGAAGGAGCAACCCCUGCAGCUCAGGCUGAUGGAGGGGCACAGGGAGAUGACUUUUCAUAAAAUCAUGGGUUCAUUUAGACUGGAAAACCUCUCCAAAUCAUUGAGUCCAAUGACUACCAAAGCCACCACUCAACCAUGUCCCCAGCUGCCACAUCUGCAUGGCUUUUAAAUCCCUGCAGGGAUGGUGACUCCACAACUACCCUGGGCAGCCUCUGUCAGGGCUGAACAACCCUUUUUUGUGAAGUAAUUUUCCUUAAUAUCUAUCUAAAGCUCCCCUGGUGAAACCUGAGGCUGUUUGCGCUUGUCCUGCUGUGACAAUUGUCCUAUUGCCCCCCACCUCCACCCUCCUUUCAGGGAGGAUUUGUCAGGACCCCCCUCCUGAUGAACCAAAGCCGCAGAGCAGAGUGUGGGAGCUGUUCCCAGACUGUCCCGGUGGCCCGGGGCAGCUCCUUCCCUUUAUUGUCACAUCUGCAGCCUCAGGAGCUGCCAGCCCAGGGGCUGCUUGUACAGCCCCAGCUGUGCCUGGGGCAGGCUCCUGCUGCUCCCACCCCUUCCCUGCGGAUUGAAGGCGAGGGAGGAGCCUUGGAGUCCCUGUCCCAGUGGGCUGGGGAGCACCAGCAUCCAGAGAACAUCCCAGUGGAAGGAGGGGAGUGGCUGUCCCAAGCAUCCUGCCGUUGGGAUGUGGGAGGCAGGCAGGGCAGGAGGUGCAGGGUGCUCCUGACUCCAGGUGAGUGACUCCAGCACGGAUCCAGCCCCGUGGUGAGCACAUGGACUGUCCAGGAGCAGCCCCCAAGCUCUGUCCCACACCCUCCAAGGAAUGGGAUGG
This is a messenger RNA of Taeniopygia guttata (zebra finch), 4279 nucleotides long. The record is from RefSeq and is a predicted model, not a curated record. Lineage: Eukaryota; Metazoa; Chordata; Aves; Passeriformes; Estrildidae.